This is a messenger RNA of Acaulospora colombiana, 327 nucleotides long. The record is from the annotation of a GenBank genome assembly. Lineage: Eukaryota; Fungi; Glomeromycota; Glomeromycetes; Diversisporales; Acaulosporaceae.
AUGUCUUACCAAAAUCCGGCAACCUUUUCUCCAUACACAUUACCUCCGGACGAACAAAAAGCAAAGACGAACCGAAAUUCGACUCGUUACACACCUGUUCCUAGCGCUAGCACCACGGCGUCAUCUUCAGCAAAUCCCUUCGCUGGGGUCUAUCGGACAACAGAGCAGUUACCUGACGGUCAAAUAAGAGUUAAUAAAUAUGAGACCAGUUUAUCUAUAAGAGUUGACAUCGAAGCGGCCAUGACUUAUUGCCUAGGCUGCAUCACUGGGGUCUUGUUUUUAAUAGUUGAACAGAAGAACGAUUAUGUGCGAUUUCAUGCAUGGCAG